AUGACGGAAAAGGCUCAUUAUCCUUGGACAGGCCGAGGUGAAAAAUUAUCAACGUUUCUUGAACGGGCAUGUCUGAAAAACUUUUAUCAUGUCUUGAAGAAAAAAAUGAAAAUAAAUGACCCUGUAGAUUUCUCCCGGUUUAAACCUUUCGACCUAACUUGUCUUGGAAUGACGGGAAAUGAAAUCAAUAGACUUGUAAACCAGUUAAUCGAAGAUGGAUAUCCAGUAGGCAACCUGCUGUCAGACAGGCAUAUGGAUUGUGGCUAUUCAUCGUCUGAUGUAGACUCACAUAACGUUACUGAUUUUCACCGAUCCAAGUUAUUACGAAAACUGUUCGGGAAAAAACAAUCCUUAUUUACUAGUGCUCCAGUUUCCCCAGCGCAUAGACCUGAAUAUCGAUCCAUUGAACGGUUAUCUAUCCAACGUCCCCAACAGCAAGUGCCUUAUCGUUCAACAAGUUUCACUGAUGAUCGAAAAUCGAAUUCAGUUCAAAAUACCUGUGACAGUACCCCUACCAAUUCAACUGCAUUUACAUGUCUUAUUCCUGAAAAAGAUAUCAAACUGCAUUCGAAAAUUGGGAUUGGUUCGUUUGGUAUAGUCCGACGCGGUGACUGGACCAUGCCAACUGGUGAAACUAUUCCUGUAGCUGUAAAAUUAUUACGAUCAGAAGCAAUGAAUAGUGAUCUAUUCACUGGAUUUUUAUAUGAAGUUCGUGCAAUGCAAUGUCUUUCACAUCCUAGCCUAAUUCGUCUUCAUGGGAUUGUCCUGUCUAACCCAAUCAUGAUGGUUACUGAACUAGCACCUUUAGGUAGUUUAUUAUUACACCUAAGAGCUCAAUCAAUGUGUGCACGUAAUAAUUCUUGUCAAACAAAUCCACCAAACAAUUUACCCUGUGUACCACGUGCUCUUCAAAUUGAUUCAUUAUGGGAUAUGGGUAUACAAAUUAUUCGUGGUAUGGCGUACCUUUCAUCGCAAGGCUUGGUUCAUCGUGAUUUAGCGGCUAGAAAUAUUUUACUUUCAUCAAUACAAAAAAAUGAAUAUCCUCAAAUUAAAAUUGCUGAUUUCGGUUUAGUUCGAUCAGUUGUUGAUUCUACUAGUAAUAUAACUGAUAAAAAGUUAAAUAAAGAAAAUGAAUUCAAUGAACCAGUUUACACGGGUAAUUUAGAACAGAAAAUUCCAUUUGCAUGGUCCGCUCCCGAAUCUCUACGUAAACGUGUCUUUUCUGAAGCCAGUGAUGUUUGGAGUUUAGGUGUUACAUUUUGGGAAAUGUGGACGGGUGGAGCAGAUCCUUGGCCUGGUGUUAAUGCUGGACAGUUGUUAGAACUAUUAGAUUCAGGGCGUCGAUUAGUUUGGCCAAAAUAUACUUGUCCACGUCGUUUAUAUCAAUUAAUGUUGGCUUGUUGGCGAGCUGAACCAUAUCGUCGGCCAACAUUUUCAUAUCUUUCUGAAAGAUUAGAUCAAAUACGUCCAAUUACUGUUGUAGCAACUCAAAAUCUUGAUGAAGCGGAUCGUUUAGGCUUAGAAGCUGGUGAUACAGUGAUUGUUAUUGAUGGAAAAUCUCAUAAAUUUUGGUGGUCUGGUCAAAAUAUACGAACUGGUGAAAUUGGCUUAUUUCCAAGGGGUAUUGUACAACGUGGUAAUAAUGACACUUUAACCAACGAAGAUAUAAGCCGACCAAUUCGUGAUUCUUUUCUGCAUGCUGAACACAUUCGUAAAAAUGGGACAGGAUGGAGUUCAUCACAGCCUGGUGUAUCUAAUGAAAUAUUUCAUCAUAUGCAUGGUCUAAAUGCAUCUGCAUCAUCUGUUCGACCAGCACAUACCGAGGAGAAAUGUAAUCAAAGAAAAAAUGAGAAAAAAGUGUCAAACUCAGUAGAAUAUAAUCUACUACCAUUAGAUAAUGAAGAUUGGUUACCAGUACAAAAUUCUUCAUUCACUGAUUUAGAAAAUAUAUCAAUGUCUCAUACUACGGAUUCCUAUUCAUUUUAUGGUUGUAUGCUUAGUAAUGCACCACCUGUACAUGCUCCAUGUUUAGAAACUUAUGAUGAUAAUGGUGUUGGCGGGGGUGGUGGUGGUGUUGAUGGUGAUGAGGAGGAAGAAGAAGAAGAUGAACGUCGACGACUCGACAGAUUGCCUAAUUCAACUGUUGGCUUAAAUGCUUAUAAUGUAGAAUUAAGAAAAUGUGCCAAUUCCAAAUUAUUGAAUAAUCAUAGAAAUUCAGUGGCGAAUUGUGAAGGCAAUUUUUAUAAUUCAGAUACUUAUACCUACCAAUCAUUAACAAUGUUGCCCCCUCCUCCUGGACCAGAAGAAAGUGAAACUGUAUUUACCGAAGUUAAAAGCAAUGAAGUAUUUACAGAUCUUAUUCAACUUACAAAACCUAGAAAUUCAUCUCUACGUAUGCCGAGUAGUGAGAAUAAUCAUACGAGAUUUGAAUCUGAUUCAAAAAUUCAUGAAAAAACUGAAAACUCUAUGCCUCCUCCAUCGUCAGCAUCAUCAUCAUUAUCAUCAACUUCAGAGGCAACAAUUCAUUCAAAACAAUCAUUUUCAUUAGAUAAUUUAUUAGACGAGAUCAAUUCUGUUGGUAAUGAUGAUACUAAAUGUCAACCAUCAGCUCCACCAUUGAUUGAUUUAUACAGCCGUGUACCAGAUCCACUUGUAUUUACGCCUAGAUAUCGUAUAACAGUACCAACUGCUCCAAUUUAUACACCAUCGGUAAUGAAACCUACUCAUCCUUAUUAUUCUGGUGUUUUUCCUCGUGCAACUGCCCCUGUAUAUUCAUCCAACCCUUUUUUAGUAAUGAACUCUAAUAUUUCAACACAAUUUGCAUGUUUUACUCAAGGACAAUAUUUUCCUAAUCCUUUCUAUCAUCAACAAGGUUAUCCACAAAAAUCAUAUGGUACAGCUGAUCCAUUCUCUUCUUCAACAAAAUUCAAUAUGAAUCAGUCAGUAACACAAAUGACGUCUGGAUCUAGUGGUGAUAAUCCGUUUGAUUUAAAUAAUCUAAAGUCUAAACCCCAUUCAUCAUCAACUGAUGAAAUUGGUACGGUAAAAAAGCAGAAUAACAAUGAUCCAUUGAAUAUUUUUGACUUUACAUUCGAUACAAUCAAUAAUGAUAAUAAUAAUAAUAAAAAUCCUAAUAAAAAUGAUGUAGCUACAACAAGUUGUAAUGAUAAACAAUCUGUUGUAGUUUCAUGUGCGAAACCUACUGUCGGUAAUUCUAUAUUCUCAAGUAAACAGCCAGUCCAUCCUCCAACUAGAUUAGAAAAUGAACUACUUGUUCGAUCGUGUUCUGGUACAAACUUCUCAUCUUCAUCAUCAUCAAUGGCGACAAUUUCAGAUCCAUGCUCCAUUGAUCUGUCGAGAACAAAAGCUCAGCCUGUCAAUCCAUCUGUUGGAAUCCCUGUCCAAAGUGAUACAAUUUCAGAUGUACAACCUCAAACUCAAGAAAGUGAAAAUCACCCUAAACUCUCCAAUUCUGUAGACAUUUUCACUGAUGAAAUUUCUCUUGUUUGUUCUCAAGUACCCGGUUGUACUUCAUCUGAAGCUCAUUGGGCUUUAUUACAUGUAAUGAAUCCAUUUUCUCCUAUUAUACCCCAAUUAAUUGUACCCCCGAUUCCGCAUACUUCACCUAUCGAAACUUGGAGAACUAGAUUGGAUAGAACUAGUGCUUGGCGUGUACAAUUAGCUGUACGUCUACUAUCAGUAUGUCGUCUUUAUCAAUUAGGUUUAAUUAACUGGGAUUCAUGUUGUGAGAUAAUAAGCGCAUUCAAUUGGCAGUUGGAACCUGCAGCCGAUUGGAUUCUUGAUCAUAUGACACCUAGUUGUUUUAUUUGA
This is a messenger RNA of Trichobilharzia regenti, 3831 nucleotides long. NCBI's taxonomy places the organism in Eukaryota, Metazoa, Platyhelminthes, Trematoda, Strigeidida, Schistosomatidae. The record is from the annotation of a GenBank genome assembly.